GUUAAGGUGGGCAUAGUACCGUUGUGAAAGGUCUCCCGUUCUGAUCUAACUAAAAACCUUACAAAAAAUUUUAUCCCUAAAAUAGUAAUCGUGCUUGCCAAAAUUUCCGUUACGGUUUCGUGUGCGUUUUAAGUUAUAUAUUUUUGCUUUGGUGUUAAUCAAUAAAUAAAGUACCUACCUACAACAAAACAAAAAAAAAAAACUCUAAUCAAAAUGUCAAUCUCUGAUUUCCGCAAGAAGAAGCUUUUGUUCCUUUUCAAUGUUUUCUUUGAUGUAAACCAAAGUGGAGAAAUCGACCUGAAGGAUUUCGAAUUGGCAAUUGAGAAAGUGUGCCAACUGAGAGGUUGGAGUGUUGGCAGUGCCAAAAAUAAGGAGACACACGAUGUGAUGAUUAAAAUUUGGGAAGGACUUCGGUCGAAAGCCGACAAGGAUAACGAUGGACAGGUAUCUGUUGAAGAAUGGUGUAACAUGUGGGACGCCUAUGCCAAGGAUCCCAGCACGGCAAUGGAAUGGCAAAAUAGGUAUAUGAACUUUAUGUUCGACUUAGAAGAUGCCUCCAACGAUGGUGGCAUUGAUGCUGCUGAAUUUUCACUCGUUUGCUCUAGCUAUGGAUUGGAUAAGAACGAAUGCGAAGAAGCCUUUAAAAAAAUGUCCCAGGGUCGGGAAGAGGUUACUCGUGAACAAUUUGCACAAUUGUGGCAGGAAUAUUUCUCUGCAGAGGAUCCAAAUGCUCCAGGCAACUUUAUCUUUGGCAAGACUUCAUUUUAACGAAAUUAAACGGCGUACAUUUUGUUAAUUUAUUAUAUAUUGUUACUUGUACGAUUGAUAUUUAAAUUAUUAAUUUGUUUGUGUUUCUAAUAAAAAAUAAUAAAAAAAAAAUAAUAAUUAACAAAAUAAAACAACAAACCUAAAAAAUAUUUAAACAAAAUGAAAAGAUUUAUUAGUUGACAAUGGUUAUUUACUUCCUUUCUAAUGUUCCAAAACCAAAAAAAAAAAAAACAAAA
This is a messenger RNA of Episyrphus balteatus (marmalade hoverfly), 1004 nucleotides long. It is a transcript of the gene Scp2, whose product is annotated as calexcitin-1. Bases 214 to 768 code for a protein of 184 amino acids. Lineage: Eukaryota; Metazoa; Arthropoda; Insecta; Diptera; Syrphidae. The transcript is spliced from 7 exons. The record is from RefSeq and is a predicted model, not a curated record. Gene Ontology annotation, molecular function: calcium ion binding.